This is a messenger RNA of Haliotis rufescens (red abalone), 2864 nucleotides long. RefSeq lists its product as uncharacterized. Gene Ontology annotation, molecular function: protein binding. The record is from RefSeq and is a predicted model, not a curated record. Gene Ontology annotation, biological process: signal transduction. Lineage: Eukaryota; Metazoa; Mollusca; Gastropoda; Lepetellida; Haliotidae. Bases 359 to 2224 code for a protein of 621 amino acids. The transcript has 7 exons.
UAACAACUGGGUAAUGUAUGUUAGCAUGGGUUCGAAAUAAGGGAGAGCUGUAUAAGACAUUUGGAACAUACGUAACAAUUGGUCGCUUGAGGAUUUCAACAUUUCUUCCUUAUCUUCAAGCCUCGUAAAAUCUCGCUUGUGCCCGAAGAAGACCCAGCCUGAUUCCAGGAGAUCCAGCCUGAUUCCAGAAGAUCUAGCCUGAUUCUAGAAGAUCUUGCCUGAUUCUAGAAGAUCUAGCCUGAUUCCAGAAGAUCUAGCCUGGUUCUAGAAGAUCCAGCCUGGUUCCAGAAGAUCUAGCCUGGUUCCAGAAGAUCUAGCCUGGUUCCAGAACAUCCAGCCUGUUCCAGAAGCCCCUACCAUGUCAAAUGAAGAAGAUGUGACGAAAUUAGACCUGAUUGAUAAGACCGAGGAAAAGCAAGGUUUGUUCUCUCAGUUCAAAGAACGCUUGAAAACUAUCCUCGGUCUCCCAACACAAAGAAAGGACCCUAACGUUGACGUGAAGGUUCUCCACUCCGCGGAACGCGACGAGUGCUUGGAUCAGCUGGGACUCCACCAGGAUCAGCUGUUGGUGUCCGAUGUGUACAGGGUUGUCCAGAGUCUCCAGACUCUGCCUCCAGAUGGGGAGCUGAUUGUUCCCCUGGAGAUGCCAGAACGAUCCAUUCCACCCCAGGUGUUAUACACGUUUACGUACUGUAUGAAGGUUGGCGGACAAUGGCACCUGGAACCGGCAGAAUACAAGGAAGGCGGCUGUGUAUAUGGCAAACUGACAGAGAUGGACGUGUUUUGUGUGACGGCGGAGUUAAAACCGGAAUAUGCCACAGUGGGGCCGAAAGGUCACAAGUUUGUCUCUGAGAAGGACGAGAGAAUUGCCAUUGACUUUCCUGAACAUGCUGUUGAAGAAGAAACCAUGCUGAUAAUUGUGACGGACAUCAUCGACCAACAACGGUUUGAAGAAUAUAAGAAGAAGAAUGAAGAGUUCCGCUGCAUUGUUGGGUUCACUAACAUUCUCACAGUCAGCCCAUCAGUGGAGCUCCGCGCAGAUGCUAAGAUACGCCUUCCUGUGGAUGCUGAGUUUGAGAAGGGGGAUUGCGAUGUUAUGUUUCUACACUGGAACAAUGAUGAGGAUGAGGGUGAAGAUGUUGGGGAGGAUGUGACAGUUGUAAAUGCUGUUACAGGAGGUGCCAAUACCUACAUAGCCCCGGUCACCUCAUUCAGCAGGUAUGCCUGUGUCGCUGUACAGAGAAACAUUCCGAUUGAAGAGAUAUCCAUAGCGGCCAAACACGCCAUCGGGAAGCUGAAUCUGUGUGUCCUCCUCACCUUCAUUGACUAUGAUCAACACCGGGGUGUCAACUACCUUCUAGUUGACUGCGUUGAAUUCACCAAGGUGGGCCGAGCUGUCGAACUUCACAGAACCGAUGGCAUGACGGAAGUCAAGCACAGCAGAUCAAGGGACAUCGAACUCAAAGAUAAAACCAAGAUUAAAGUUCAUCUGGGUGGAGGCAUUAAGCGUCAUGACAAAUCAUUUACAACGAAUGCUUUUUAUUUCAACCGAAUGGCAAGAACCAACAAAGUUAUUAUUCACUUUACUUCCAAAGGAAAAAAUGGAAACGUUCGAUACUUCUGGGGUCAUGACGAUCACAAAGUAUACUUUCCAUUGGAAUCAAAAAGAAGCGUUGCUAGGAAAUCAUCCUCUGUGAAACCCCGACAAAUGAGUAGGUCCUAUUCCUGCGAGCCUUCUGGAGCAACAUCUCUAACCUUCCAUGGUACCCCAGGACAUUCUCCAGGCGCGGAGAUGCAUCCAAUUCUAACCGACAAAAGUCUUGCAGCGUUUGGGGACAUAUUACCACAUUCAGAAUGGAGAAGUGUGGGUCUUGAACUCAACUUUUCGAUUGAUGCUAUUACCUCCAUAUUUGAUAAAGCAGAGAGAAUGAAAUCCAACCCUGGCUUGGAGCUUCUUACUGAAUGGAGAAGGAGAAAUAAACUCCGGAAUCCAGAUGAACUGAUAAACGACCUCAUAGCUGCAUUUGCUGAACUCAAGCGAAACGACAUUGUUGGCGUUCUCAAUUCAGCACGACAACAUUCGCGUCCAAUACGAAGAAGUGACCUAGAUUGUGGAUCUCCGUCCUCAAUUCCCCCAUUUGGUCCAGAACCAAGCUUUAGUUUUGGACCUUUUUUUUCAAGCAAUGAGACAUCGGGCGACAGCAGUUCUUUGUCUUCUGCUUAGAGUCAACCUGUUAGCUCCGUCGGCACAGCAGUAGGCUCGUCCGAGACUUUGAAGAGUGAAGAUACAGAAAUUUUUAAACAUGAUUUGUAAACGCACUUAUUUGCGACGGGACGCACUCUGCAUAUUUCAGACUGUCAUGUAUUGGUAUGAUCGAACGACCUUUGUAGUAGCAGUAGUAGAAGUAGUAGUAGUAGUAGUAGUUGUAGUAGUAGUAGUAGUAGUAGUAGUAGUAGUAGUAGUAGUAGUAGUAGUAGUUCGGGUAUGGUGAUGACAAACCUAGAAACAUAAUCGAACCCACAAUGAUAGGUUUCUGGCGUGCCCAAGGGACGCAACUCUGCAAGCGAAUUGCGGCACGGUCCGUACCCCCAGUAGCAUUGGUAGGACUUGUGUAGUAGUAGUAGUAGUAGUAGUAGUAGUAGUAGUAGUAGUAGUAGUAGUAUAAGUAGUAGUAGUAGAUAGUAGUAGUAGUAGUGUUUCUUACUUCCAUCUUCUAUAUUAUUUCUGUUAAGAGAUCAACUCCGUGUUCUAGUGUUAGAGCGUCCGCCCGGAGAGCGUCAUACCAAAAGACGUUACCAAAUGGUACUUGUUGUUACCCUGCCUGACGCUCGGCAUUAAGGGGCUAAAACAAGUACUGGCCGGU